CCGACGCGACCAGUUCGCAUCGCCAGGAGGGGAGCGAGUGAGAGUGUGUUGCAAGGAUGAGCGGAGCUUGCGUGGUCAGAAUUGCAUUUCACAGCCCCCGUUACGCUCGCCCUCAUGCAACGCCGUGAACGCCUCGUGCCUCCAGCUCCAUUUCGAAUGCUGAGGCUCCCCUUACGAUGCAGUAUCGCUCAUUGGAGAGUAAGUGAUUUCAGGGGUUAUUGUUUGAUUUGUUGGAGUGAGUGAGAAGGGGAAAGCAAUCUAUCUAUCCUUGUUGAUAUUGUCCGUGGAGCGUCUCGGUUUCUGGGCGGUGAAACGUAUCUCGACGAACUCGAUGUAAAGAGACUCGAUAGUCUAAAUUUUGGUUUGUGUUUGGAGCAAGAACUUAAUUGCCGACGACGGCACUGACCAAGUGUAUACGGUGGCCAUAGCUAGCACGAUGUAACCCUGGGCCUUCUCGUGGCCGUCCUCGGACGUGCUGUGUUCUAUUACUACUUCCCGCUUAGAAAGUGUCCCCUGCAAAUUCUGUGUCCGUAUUUGGCAGGCUUAUCGAGUGCUGUUAACAGGUUGUCGUCUCCUUCUUCGCAAUGACGCUUACUACUGGUUUCAGAAAUAUGGCCACCUCCAAAAGUAAAUUACCUGCAGCGCCAGAAGUUUCUCCACUUUCUCUACCGACGGUGCAAACCCCAUAUUAUCCUGACCAAUUGAAUGAAGAGUACGAUUUUUCUGACGUCUUUGGCCAUGUACAGCCUCAUAAUACUCCCCCGCUGCUCGUUGUUGCUGAGGAUGUAGACACAAUUGAAUGGGGCCCUGAGCUACUGCAAGAUCCUGUGGUCGUAUACUCUCGAUCGCACUCUCUCGUUGGACCAUCUCCAAAGCUCAGCUUAACCAGAUCACACAACAAAUCUGCCUGUGAUGAGCAGGGCUCCUCAUCAGCUAUUGAGGAGGCCAUUUCCUUGUCCACUGUUGGUUCAUUGACUUCUAAGAUGACGGGGCUAGCGCUUAGUGAUUCCGGGGACAGUGGCAGUGAACGAGAAUGUGAUGAGCAUUUACCGAAGGAGCUUGAGAAAGGUAAUGGAGUGGAGAAAUUAGGUCCUCAGGAUUUUGAGCUCCUGAGAGUCGUUGGUCAAGGCGCAUUUGGUAAAGUUUUUCAGGUUCAAAAGAAGGGCACUUCGGAAAUCUACGCUAUGAAGGUUAUGAGAAAGGAAAAGAUAAUUGAGCGAAACCACGGGGACUACAUGAAGGCAGAAAGAGACAUUCUCACCAAGGUGGUUCAUCCCUUCAUCGUGCAGCUGCAAUACUCUUUUCAGACAAAGUCCAAGCUCUACUUGGUCCUUGACUUUAUUAACGGUGGACAUCUUUUUUUCCAGCUUUUUCGUCAAGGAACCUUCAACGAGGAUUUGGCACGCAUGUACACUGCGGAGAUAGUGCUGGCUGUUGCACACCUUCAUGAGAAUGGAAUCAUUCAUCGGGACUUGAAACCUGAGAACAUCCUUCUAGAUGCUGAUGGUCAUGUUAUGCUCACUGACUUUGGACUAGCUAAGGAGGUGAAGGAAGACAGUCACUCAAAUUCACUCUGUGGGACUAUAGAAUACAUGGCACCUGAGAUUAUUCUUUCAAAAGGGCAUGGUAAAGCAGCUGAUUGGUGGAGUGUCGGCAUCCUACUUUAUGAGAUGCUCACUGGUCAGCCUCCUUUUACGCAAAAAAACAAGCAGAAGCUGCAGCAGAAGGUCAUCAAAGACAAAAUCAAGUUACCAACAUACUUGACUGCGGAUGCAAACAACCUCCUGAAAGGGCUGCUGCAGAAAGAUCCAAGUAAACGACUUGGAAAUGGCCCCACUGGGAGUAGGGACGUAAAGCAGCACAAGUGGUUCAAAAAUAUCAAUUGGCGCAAGCUUGAAAUGCGCGAAGUUACGCCAAAGUUUGUUCCUGCCGUGAAUGGCAAGCAGUGCACUGCGAACUUUGAUGAGAUGUGGACAAUGUUGCCCAUCGACGAUUCUCCAGCCGGGACUCCGAAGACUACUGAUCAUGACUUUUUUCAGGGUUAUACGUAUGUUUCCCCAAAUGUGUGGCUCCAGGGUGACGAUUCCUCAUGAUUCAUAGCAAGUCGCACACUUUGUAAGCGAUUUCCUUCGAGGUGUGCAGUAAGCACCUAUUAUAGCACAAUGGGAUUGGAUCGAUCUGAUUAUUAUUCUACUCUUCUAUACCGUUCAUCCCUAUCCAUAGUUUUCACAGGACUCCAAAGUACGCGUCUCUCAAUAAUAUGUUGAUUGAGGAUUAAUUAGAGCAUCCAAUUUUAGUCCCCAUUUUCUAAUAUCUUUUAUGCAGACAAAAAGUCGGUCGUUCUAUGCGUUGGGAAUAUUUAAAUGUUUCAAUCUCGUAUAUGUCAUAGAAUUUUCUGAACUGGACAUAUUUCUAAACCUGCUAUUUUGAUAAUUUGGGGCUUGGAAGCACCAAUUAAUUCUUCUGUAAUACAAGCUAAUUUUCUUUGAUGAGAUAUACAUGCUUUUGAGGUUA
Physcomitrium patens is the source of this 2514-nucleotide messenger RNA. Its product is annotated as serine/threonine-protein kinase AtPK2/AtPK19. The record is from RefSeq and is a predicted model, not a curated record. Gene Ontology annotation, molecular function: protein serine/threonine kinase activity; ATP binding. NCBI's taxonomy places the organism in Eukaryota, Viridiplantae, Streptophyta, Bryopsida, Funariales, Funariaceae. Gene Ontology annotation, biological process: protein phosphorylation.